ACGUCUCAGAGUGCUUUGGUCAUUACCAUUACAUCCCUUUUGUAAUUUCUUCCCUUUACUUGUUCAAAGACUGGAGCUUUUUCACAGUAUUAAUUAAUUAUUCACCUGAAUGCUUUGAUCUGGGUGACAUCAAGAUUUGAUUUUUCAUGUAAAUUUGCAGUUUUUAGGGGUUUAGCUGAUCUGGGUCAUCUUUAUUUUUCUCCAUCUGAGGGAAGAAGUGAAGAUGAAGGUAGGGUUUUUAGUGUGUAUAUGGUUUGUGUUGUGUGGUUGUUGUAUGGGAAGAUUUGUGGUGGAGAAGAACAGCUUGAGAGUAACAUCACCAGACUCAAUCAAAGAGGUGUAUGAGUGUGCAAUUGGCAACUUUGGGGUACCACAGUAUGGAGGAACCAUGGUUGGUAAUGUUAUGUACCCAAAAACUAAUCAAAAAUCAUGCAAGAAUUUCUCAGAUUUUGAUAUCUUCUACAAAUCUAAGCCUGGUGGCAUGCCUGUUUUCCUUCUUGUUGAUAGAGGAGAUUGCUUUUUCACACUGAAGGCUUGGAAUGCUCAGCAAGCUGGAGCAGGUGCUAUUCUUGUUGCUGAUGACCGUGUUGAACCUUUAAUUACCAUGGACACCCCUGAGGAAGAGGAUGCAAAGGCAGAUUAUUUGCAAGAUAUAACUAUUCCAUCGGCUAUAAUUAGCAAAUCACUUGGGGAUAGCAUUAAGAAGGAACUAUCUAAAGGAGAAAUGGUUAACAUAAACCUCGAUUGGAGAGAGGCUCUUCCACAUCCUGACGAUCGAGUGGAGUACGAAUUUUGGACCAAUAGUAACGAUGAGUGUGGCCCCAAGUGUGAAAGCCAGAGAAAGUUUGUCAAAACCUUCAAGGGGGCUGCCCAGAUACUUGAGCAGAAAGGUUAUACACAGUUUAGUCCCCAUUAUAUAACUUGGUAUUGCCCGGAAGCGUUUAUUUUGAGCAAGCAAUGCAAGUCUCAGUGCAUCAACCAUGGAAGAUACUGUGCUCCAGACCCUGAGCAGGACUUCAGUAAAGGUUAUGAUGGAAAGGAUGUUGUUUUGCAAAAUUUACGUCAAGCUUGCUUUUUUAAGGUUGCAAAUGAAAGUGGAAAACCCUGGUUGUGGUGGGAUUAUGUCACUGACUUUGCAAUACGGUGUCCAAUGAAAGAGAAGAAAUACACAAAAGAAUGUGCUGAUCAAGUAAUCAAGUCACUUGGCUUUGACGUCAAACAGAUUGAAAAUUGUGUUGGAGAUCCUGAAGCAGAUACUGACAACCCUGUUCUAAAGGCUGAACAGGACACCCAGAUAGGUAAGGGCUCUCGUGGAGAUGUGACUAUCUUGCCAACUCUCGUUAUAAACAAUAGACAGUACAGAGGUAAGCUGGACAAGGGAGCAGUCCUCAAGGCAAUUUGUUCAGGUUUUGAGGAGACAACCGAGCCUGCAAUUUGUUUAACUGAAGAAAUAGAAACAAAUGAAUGCUUAGAAUCAAAUGGUGGGUGCUGGCAGGACAAGACUGCUAACAUUACAGCAUGCCAGGAUACUUUCCGUGGUAGAGUAUGUGAAUGCCCAGUAGUUCAGGGAGUAAAAUUUGUUGGUGAUGGUUAUACUCACUGUGAAGCAUCUGGAGCAUUGCGGUGUGAAAUAAACAAUGGAGGCUGUUGGAAGGGAACCCAAAAUGGCAGGGCAUAUUCUGCUUGCAUUGACGAUCACACAAAGGGUUGCAAAUGUCCACCAGGAUUCAAAGGGGAUGGAGUUAACAGUUGUGAGGAUAUUGAUGAAUGCAAGGAGAAGUUGGCUUGCCAGUGUGCUGAGUGCAAAUGCAAGAACACUUGGGGUAGUUAUGAUUGCAGUUGCAACGCCAAUUUGUUGUACAUGCAUGAACAUGACACGUGUAUAAGCAAAGAUGCCAAGUCAGAGUUCAGCUGGGGCCUUGUUUGGACUAUCAUCUUGGGUUUGGCUGUUGCAGGGGUUUCGGCAUAUGCUGUGUACAAGUAUAGAAUCCGGAGAUACAUGGACUCAGAGAUUCGUGCCAUCAUGGCACAAUAUAUGCCUUUGGAUCAAGGAGAGGGGGCAACUAAUGUUCCCCACGGGAACGUCUAAUGAUAGACCAUUACUGAAGAGUGAUGAUGGCUUGGGUAGAAUGCAGCCUCCACUGGAUGUCUGCCACCAGUUAGUCAGCCUAAAGUUCUUUGUGCCAAUCAUCAUCGAAACAAAUUACAUCUUAUUUAUGUACAUGUAUGUCCCAACAAUGCACAUAAACCCAAUAAAAGGAAUUGUCCUUGAAUUGGAUUUGCGCAUGAUGUUUGACUUCUAAUAAUAAGGAAAUGCGCAAUAUCAGUUUGUAUUCCACUUGAAAGCAU
This is a messenger RNA of Solanum verrucosum, 2349 nucleotides long. Its product is annotated as vacuolar-sorting receptor 1-like. The record is from RefSeq and is a predicted model, not a curated record. The coding region runs from base 224 to 2089 and encodes 621 amino acids. NCBI's taxonomy places the organism in Eukaryota, Viridiplantae, Streptophyta, Magnoliopsida, Solanales, Solanaceae. The transcript has 12 exons. Gene Ontology annotation, molecular function: calcium ion binding.